Molecule: messenger RNA, 2172 nt
Organism: Rhipicephalus sanguineus (brown dog tick)
Lineage: Eukaryota; Metazoa; Arthropoda; Arachnida; Ixodida; Ixodidae
Product: formin-2-like
Exons: 10
Coding region: 1-2172 (723 amino acids)
Source: RefSeq, a predicted model, not a curated record
AUGCUGCCAAGUGAAAGGGGAAUCCUGCCGUCACCACAUCUUUUACCACCACAUCCGGGCAACAUCAUGGUCCACCGUGUAUCUGUUCCAGAGGGCAUGAACUGCCCGAGGCCCGCACCCAAUGGAAGGGGAGUUUUGCAGCGGUACCGGGUUCUGCCGCAGUCGGGCCAAACCAUGGUCCUCACGUCAGCUUUUCCAGGGCAGGGUGCGUGUCCAGUGGCGAGUGGCGGAGGUGCUCAGCAGCAAUCAGACUUUAAGGUGCCCCCACCACGCACCGGUUUGCCGCAGCCGCUUAACGCCGCUGCUCUGCAGCCCCCUAACGUCGUUUUGCCGCAUCCAUCCAAUUCUGCAUUGCUGCAGCCACCCAGCCCCAUUUUACCACAGCCAGCCAACGCCACUUUGCUUCGACCACCCAACUCUGUUCCGCUGCAGUCAUCUAGCACCGUUUCUCUGCAGCCACCCAACGCCAUGGCAAGACGGUCAGCUUUUCCAGGGCAGGGUGCGUGUCCAGUGGCGAGUGGCGGAGGUGCUCAGCAGCAAUCCGACUUUAAGGUGCCCCCACCACGCACCGGUUUGCCGCAGCCGCUUAACGCCGCUGCUCUGCAGCCCCCUAACGUCGUUUUGCCGCAUCCAUCCAAUUCUGCAUUGCUGCAGCCACCCAGCCCCAUUUUACCACAGCCAGCCAACGCCACUUUGCUUCGACCACCCAACUCUGUUCCGCUGCAGUCAUCUAGCACCGUUUCUCUGCAGCCACCCAACGCCAUGGCAAGACGGUCAGCUUUUCCAGGGCAGGGUGCGUGUCCAGUGGCGAGUGGCGGAGGUGCUCAGCAGCAAUCCGACUUUAAGGUGCCCCCACCACGCACCGGUUUGCCGCAGCCGCUUAACGCCGCUGCUCUGCAGCCCCCUAACGUCGUUUUGCCGCAUCCAUCCAAUGCUGCAUUGCUGCAGCCACCCAGCCCCAUUUUACCACAGCCAGCCAACGCCACUUUGCUUCGACCACCCAACUCUGUUCCGCUGCAGUCAUCUAGCACCGUUUCUCUGCAGCCACCCAACGCCAUGGCAAGACGGUCAGCUUUUCCAGGGCAGGGUGCGUGUCCAGUGGCGAGUGGUGGAGGUGCUCAGCAGCAAUCCGACUUUAAGGUGCCCCUACCACGCACCGGUUUGCCGCAGCCGCUUAACGCCGCUGCUCUGCAGCCCCCUAACGUCGUUUUGCCGCAUCCAUCCAAUGCUGCAUUGCUGCAGCCACCCAGCCCCAUUUUACCACAGCCAGCCAACGCCACUUUGCUUCGACCACCCAACUCUGUUCCGCUGCAGUCAUCUAGCACCGUUUCUCUGCAGCCACCCAACGCCAUGGCAAGACGGUCAGCUUUUCCAGGGCAGGGUGCGUGUCCAGUGGCGAGUGGUGGAGGUGCUCAGCAGCAAUCCGACUUUAAGGUGCCCCCACCACGCACCGGUUUGCCGCAGCCGCUUAACGCCGCUGCUCUGCAGCCCCCUAACGUCGUUUUGCCGCAUCCAUCCAAUGCUGCAUUGCUGCAGCCACCCAGCCCCAUUUUACCACAGCCAGCCAACGCCACUUUGCUUCGACCACCCAACUCUGUUCCGCUGCAGUCAUCUAGCACCGUUUCUCUGCAGCCACCCAACGCCAUGGCAAGACGGUCAGCUUUUCCAGGGCAGGGUGCGUGUCCAGUGGCGAGUGGCGGAGGUGCUCAGCAGCAACUCGACUUUAAGGUGCCCCCACCACGCACCGGUUUGCCGCAGCCGCUUAACGCCGCUGCUCUGCAGCCCCCUAACGUCGUUUUGCCGCAUCCAUCCAAUGCUGCAUUGCUGCAGCCACCCAGCCCCAUUUUACCACAGCCAGCCAACGCCACUUUGCUUCGACCACCCAACUCUGUUCCGCUGCAGUCAUCUAGCACCGUUUCUCUGCAGCCACCCAACGCCAUGGCAAGACGUUCAGCUGUUCCAGAGGACGCCACACGCACACUCAUUUGGCUCAGCUUCGACAUCACAAAAAAGUGUGUCGGACGCGGAAAUGGAUUUGAAUACGUCGACGAGAAGUUGAUACAAGAGCUGCACAAUCGGCUUGUUUCCUUCUGCCGACUAGAUGCUACCAGGGAGGAGAAGUUGACCGACUACAACAGGAUCCUGCUGGUACAGAAGAUCCUGGCAAUGUGA